Messenger RNA from Daucus carota subsp. sativus, 774 nucleotides. RefSeq lists its product as uncharacterized. The record is from RefSeq and is a predicted model, not a curated record. Lineage: Eukaryota; Viridiplantae; Streptophyta; Magnoliopsida; Apiales; Apiaceae. Gene Ontology annotation, molecular function: deSUMOylase activity. The transcript has 5 exons. Gene Ontology annotation, biological process: protein desumoylation; proteolysis. The coding region runs from base 26 to 541 and encodes 171 amino acids. Gene Ontology annotation, cellular component: nucleus.
AAAUGACUACGUGAAAAAGAAUAAGAUGUCGAGCAUGAUAAGCUUCGUUGAUCUGUGUACGAUUGGUGCCACUGGAUGCGGUACUGCAACGCAGAGGUCGCAUGCACUAGCUGCACGUUUUAAGGGUGCGAGAAAAGGGGAACACUUUCUCAUGCCUUACAAUGAUGUGAACCACUGGACGUUGUCUGUGGUAAAUCCGGAUGCAGAGAUAGUCUACUACAUGGACCCUCUUAAACGUCGAAUUGCAAAUGGUGAAUGGGUUGAUGUUGUCGACAAUGCCAUUAAGUUGUACAAGGAGGAUCUGAAUAAGGUUGUCAAGAAGAAAAUAUUAUGGGAGAACAUGGCGGGAGUUCCCGUGCAGACCGGGACCAAGGAUUGUGGGCUGUUUGUUAUGCGAUACAUGAAAGAAAUUGUUCAUGAUAAGGAGCUUGAGUUUGUUACUAAGUGGAUGCGUCGGUCGAAGUUAGUUUAUACCGCUGAUGAAAUCAACGAGAUCCGGAUUGAUUUUGCAAAGUACUUUAUGAAACGCCAUGCCACUUAGGUUUUAGAUCAGUUUCUUUGCUUUUGAACUAUUCGCUUUUGAACUAUUCAGGGAAGUGCAACUUUAAGUUUAUGUAGUUGGUGAAUUGUUAUGUAAAUUUGGAUGUGGCUACUUGAUGUUGGUUUGAAUGCCUGAAUAUUUGGUUUGUUGAACUUGUAGUUUAAGUAUGAUGAAUCUUGAACGCCAUAUAGUUUAUGGUCGUUGUUUUUAUUUUAGUUGGUUUGGUUGCGUAA